AUGUCCUUCUUGGUCGGAUAUGUCAUCAGCUUGUACAAAGGCUCACAAGAAGCCAGUUCCCGGCACACAAACAUUGAAGAUAGGAACGAGGCUGGCGCUGCGUACGAGCUGAUGCAUGAUACCAGGCACGAGCCGGGACGGACUGCUGCGAAUGUCUCUGGUGUCAACACUUCACCAGUCGACAACGAUGACAUUUGUGACGCGCAAACGACGACUCGAUAUACAACACCCCAUACUGAUGGAGUGAAAGAAGGCAUCGAAGUGCGUUCCCCGGAGAGCGUGAAGCGACGGAAACACAAGUAUAGAGUAUUGUUCGGCCUCGCCUUGCCUUUUGCGCUCCAAUCUCUCGACACCACUAUCAUUGCAUCCGCUCUGCCCUUCAUCGCACAAGAUUUCGAGCAAAUUAAGCAACUGAACUGGAUCAUUUCCGUCUUCAACAUGACGUCGGCCGCGUUCCUCCCCUUCUGGGCCCAAAUUGCUGACGUCUUUGGUCGCCAUGUCACGAUACACUCGACUAUAUUGAUCAUGGCCAUCGGCAGCGCCAUCUGUACCGGCGCCCCCACUUCACAAUUUGGUGUCCUGCUCUUCGGAAGAGCUCUACAGGGUGUUGGCGCAGCCGGCGUCAAUGUCACCGGACAUGUGAUCAUGGCGGACCGUGUUUCACUCGAAGACUUCGCGUGGAAUUGGACUCUCUCUGCCGUCGUCUCUGCCGGAUUCUUUGGCAUUGGCCCCGUAGUCGGCGGCCAUCUGACGCAAGUCAACUGGCGGUGGUGCUUCGCUAUCAACCUGCCAAUUGCAGUUGUUGGAAUCGUACUAAUAGUCGUCGUCCUUGGGAAAGACCUAGUCGGUCCGCAGCCCAUCCCAGGAGUCACACAGGUACAAAUGUCAACGCGGGCCCGACGGCUCCGGGUUCGGUUCUCGACCGUUGACUUUGGGGGCCAGCUCCUGUUCCUGAGCGGUCUCACCUUGCUCAUUCUCGCGUUUACCUGGGCCGGAGGUGCUUACCCCUGGGACUCAGUCCAGGUGCUGGUUCCUCUCAUCAUUGGCGCUGGCCUGACGGCGACAUGGCUUGCGUACGAGUAUCUGAUAUCUCCGCCUCACUUGAUGUCUCGCCUUCUUCCGCUCCAGAAGGCGAUGAUACCAUGGGAGUUACUCCAGCAGAAGAAUGUCAGGCUAAUAUUCUUCAUCAAUUUUACCAUGGGAAUGGCAAUGUUUUCAGUCAUGUACUUUAUGGAUCUGUACUUUGCUCUCCUCGGCUCCACUCCGAGCGAGGCGGGCAAGUAUCUGCUCUACUAUCUGCCUGGAUUAGCCGUGGGGGCAUAUAUGGCCCAGUAUGCCACCAACACAUGGCCCCGGGAGACACUUCCACCGCUGUUCCUCGGCUCAAUCACCUCAGCCGUCGGCAUCACCGUGCUGGCUUGGGCCACUCACGUAGGAGAAACGAGCACGAUCCUGGGCAUGAUGGCGUUGACGGGGCACGGCGUCGGAAUGCGGAUGAGCCCAAGCGCCUUGCACGGGCUCGCCUUCUUCCCCAAUAUGACGGCCCAGAUCACCUGCCUUGUCUCGCUCGCCGUGCCCCUGGGGGGCACAGUGGCGCUGACAAUGAUGUCGACGGUGUUCAACAACAAGAGCGGCCCCAAUAACCAGCACGCCAAGGAGGGUAUCAUGUACGCCUUCGUCUCUCUGAUCCCCUUCAUGUGGCUGUGUGUCGUGUGCACGACGUUCUUGGGCAAUGCUUGGAUUCUUGGUGACGGUGGGCACGAAGUUGCAUACGGCAAUUAUUUCUGGAGCUGGGCUGUCGGCGCUGCGCUGCCUCGGGAAAGGCGGGAUCGCGGCAGCCAUUACACCACAGAGGAGGAGGAUGCGGGCGGUAGUCCGCGUCCGCGUCCGCGUCCUGGCGCUUUGAUCUUGUUCCGAGUGAUUCAAGGCUUUACAGGGCUGGCACGAGACUACGUAACAUCCUACCCCUCCCUCUACAUUAAUGUGAAGGCAAACAUCGACAGGCCCACCACCGUCCAUCCCAUUGCGUUCAUACGCACCGAAGGAAAAGCGCCAGACAAUGGAAAAUCUACUCUCCACUCGACCAUAGGGUUGAAAUCGCCAGCACAACUUACGGAGCCGGUGACCCUUGGCAUUCGGGUCGCGUCAUUGCUCUUCCGCAUGGCCGCCUCCACAAAAUCCACGACGUCAAGGCUGCCGAUCCUGUAUCCAAUAUCAGUUAGCGGGGUGGGAAUGGGUUAA
Molecule: messenger RNA, 2241 nt
Organism: Diaporthe amygdali
Lineage: Eukaryota; Fungi; Ascomycota; Sordariomycetes; Diaporthales; Diaporthaceae
Exons: 5
Coding region: 1-2241 (746 amino acids)
Biological process (GO): basic amino acid transport; transmembrane transport
Cellular component (GO): fungal-type vacuole membrane
Molecular function (GO): basic amino acid transmembrane transporter activity
Source: RefSeq, a predicted model, not a curated record